AAAAGUCAUAUCAAUUGUAACACUAUUUGUGAACAAUUGAUUAAAUGUCACCAAAAAUAUUGAGUCAUUAAUUGAUUUGAUGGACAAAAUAGUGUCAACUGAUCCACACUUUCAACACUUUGACUCAAUUGAUGACAAUUUCUUCAUAAGAAAAUAUUAACAACUGAUUGCCGAAGAAGACAUGGAUCUAAUUAUGGACGACAAACCAACUUCAAGUGAUUCACCGCUUAUGUUGAAUCAGAUGUCCAGUCAAUUGGCUCAACAAGUAUUGGCCCAACAAAUGGUGUCUUCAAGUGUUGUCUCAUCUCAGGCACAGUUUGUGGCCGCAGGUGUUCCCACAUUACUGACACCAUCGCAGAUGCCGUCACUCGGCAUAAGUCCCAUUCAACCGACGAACUCAACAUCAAAAUACGCGCAACUUUUGCAAGUGAUUGAAGAAUUAGGCAAAGACAUUCGGCCGACAUAUUCGGGUUCAAAGAGUUCGGCCGAACGGCUCAAGAGAGGUAUAAUUCACGCGAGAAUUCUGGUCCGCGAAUGUCUUAUUGAAACAGAAAGAAAUAACUCAAGAAACUGAUGACCACUUUAUUUAUACAGAAAUCCAUCCCUUAAUUAUGAUAUCAAUGAAAACAUUUUUAUACGAUAUUUCCAUUG
Molecule: messenger RNA, 651 nt
Organism: Oppia nitens
Lineage: Eukaryota; Metazoa; Arthropoda; Arachnida; Sarcoptiformes; Oppiidae
Product: cyclin-dependent kinase 2-associated protein 1-like
Exons: 2
Coding region: 182-574 (130 amino acids)
Cellular component (GO): cytoplasm; nucleus
Source: RefSeq, a predicted model, not a curated record